GGUAAUGGGGCGUGUGUGGUAAUGAAAUGCAACGACGAGGAGAAGUAGGAGACGAAGAUUCCAUUCGCCUCCUCCCCUCCCUCCCCUCCUUCCUCUGCUCUUAUAGUACUCGUCUCUCUCCUCUCUCUCUCUCUCUCUCUCUCCCUGACUCCCUCCUAGUCUCUCUCUCUCGAUACCUCCGCCUCCCACCUCCGCUCCCCUCCAAGGCUUCCCUUUUUCCACCUUCCUCCGACGACGACUUCCGCCUCGCCAGGUACUAGUACGUCGCGAGGGAAAGGAGAAUUCUUUCGGGGUGCCUUGAUCGAUUCAUGAGCGGCGCGGCGCGGCGAUGAGGGCGGAUCUCAACACCAUCCAGCAGACGCUCACGCCGGAGGCAGCGGCGGCGCUCGCGCGGGCCAUCGACGAGGCCGCGCGCAGGCGCCACGGCCAGACCACGCCGCUCCACGUCGCCACCGCGCUCCUCGCCGCGCCCGCGGGGCUGCUGCGCCAGGCGUGCGCGCGGGCCGCUGCCGGCGCGGGGGCUGCCGCUGGCUCCGGGGCCGGGGCCGGCGGCGGCGCGCACCCGCUGCAGUGCCGCGCGCUCGAGCUAUGCUUCUCCGUCGCGCUCGACAGGCUGCCCGCGGCGGCCUCCGCGGCGGCGGCGCACGGGGCGCCGCCGCCGUUGUCCAACGCCCUCGUUGCGGCGCUCAAGCGCGCGCAGGCGCAGCAGCGCCGGGGGUGCCCCGAGGCGGCGCAGCAGCCGCUCCUCGCCGUCAAGGUGGAGCUCGAGCAGCUCAUCCUUUCCAUCCUCGACGAUCCCUCCGUCAGCCGCGUCAUGCGCGAGGCGUCCUUCUCCUCCACCGCCGUCAAGUCCACCAUCGAGCAGUCGCUCUCCUCGCCCUCGCCUUCGUCCUCCUCCGCCGCCGUCUCCACCCCCCUCACCGCGUCCCCCUCUCCUCUCCCACGGGCCGGAACCGCCAACGCCUACCUCAACCCUCGCUUGGCAGCCGCCGCCGCGGCAUACGGCGGCGUUGGCGGGGACGACGCACGCAAGGUGCUCGACGUCAUGCUCAAGCCGGUGCGCCGCAACCCGGUGCUUGUGGGCGACGCCGGACCGGACGCGGUGCUGAAGGAAGCAAUCCGGAGGAUCCCAGCGGCUGGAUCCCCUGCCCUCGCCGGAGCGAAGGUCGUGCCGCUGGAGGCGGAGCUCGCCAAGCUCACCGGCGACAAGUCCGCGAUGGCGGCGAGGAUCGGGGAGCUCGGCGCGGUGGUCGAGAGGCUCCUCUUGGAGCACAGCGGCGUCGUACUUGAUCUCGGAGACCUCAAGUGGCUGGUGGAGGGGCCGGCGAAGGCGUCGUCGGAGGGGGGCAAGGCGGCAGUGGCGGAGAUGGCGCGGCUGCUGAGGCGGUUCGGCAGCGGCAAGGUCUGGGCCGUCGGCACGGCCGCGUGCGCCACCUACCUCCGGUGCAAGGUCUACCACCCGGCGAUGGAGGCCGAGUGGGACCUCCAGGCGGUGCCCAUAUCCCGCAGCUCGCCGCUCACCAGCUCUGCUCUCAGACCUGGAGGCAGUGGAAUCCUCGGCAACUCAGUGGGGAUGUUAUCGCCUACACUCCGGCCUAUGCCGGUGACACCCACAGCAUUCCAAUGGCCGCCAGGGGCAGGGAGUGACCAGCCUCUGAUGGCUAAGCCGGCCAUGUGUAUACUUUGCAAGGGUAGUUAUGAGCGUGAGCUUGCCAAGCUCGCAGCGGAGCGGAUAGAAAAGCCGGCACCGUGCCCUGAGGCUCCUAAGCCUGGUUUGCCACACUGGAUGCAGCGCAGCAGUGAUCAAUCACAGGCCAAGGAACAAGACUUGAAAUGGAAGGAGACUGCCCAAGAGCUUGAGAAGAAAUGGCGUGAGACAUGUGCGUGUACCCACUCCAGCCACGCUGGGGCGCCAGCUCUCUCCAUGCCAUUGGCUGCCUUCGGUCCACGCCCGCCCAUUGAGCCCAAAUUGGCACUUGCCAGGGUUGCUGCUCCCACUCUUAAGAUGAACACCAGCUGGGAGAAGCCAGAGGGAACCCCUACAUCCGAACUUCGUAAGAGUUCACCGGGCAGCCUGGUGAAGAUCGACCUUGUGCUUGGUCGCUUGGAUCCAGGCAUGAAUGCUACUGUGGAGAAAGACCAGAAGGAAAAUAACAUGGAGGGGCUAACUGCCAUGCAAAAGGCUAAGAUAGCUGGAAUCUCCGAUAUCGAGUCCUUCAAGAGGCUUCUAAAGGGGCUUACUGAGAAGGUCAGCUGGCAAUCAGACGCCGCUUCAGCCAUCGCUGCUGUUGUAAUACAAUGCAGAUCUGGCGGUGGGAAGCGUCGAAAUAUUGGGACAAGGGGUGACAUGUGGCUCCUGUUUAUUGGUCCUGACCAGGCCGGCAAGCGGAAGAUGAUGAACGCAUUGUCUGAGCUGAUGGUAAACUCCCGACCAGUGGUUGUAAACUUUGGCAGCGACUCCCGCAUGGGCAGGGCUGGUAAUGAUGGUCUGAACACUGGUUUCUGGGGGAAAACCUCACUUGACCGGGUCACGGAGGCAGUUCGGCAAAACCCCUUCUCAGUUAUUGUUCUUGAGGGCAUUGAUCAAGCGGACACCGUUGUGCGUGGAAAGAUCAAGCGGGCAAUGGAGACUGGUCGCCUGCCAGACUCCCGGGGCCGUGAGGUAAACCUUGGCAACGUCAUCUUCGUUCUCACCACAAAUUGGUUACUUGAGGAACUCAAGGGACCAAAGUUUGAAACAUUGAUCCAAGAUGAAAGAAGGAUGUUUGAGGUUGCAAGCUCUAAUUGGCAGCUAGAGCUCUCGAUUGGGGACAAGCAGGUUAAGCACCGAGCAGAUUGGCUAUGCGAUGAUGGUCGCCCUGCAAAGGUAGCCAAAGAAUUUUCCAGUGGGCAAGGUUUAUCACUUGACCUUAAUUUAGCAGUUGGGGCAUUGGAUGACACUGAGGGCUCGCGGAAUUCCAGCGAUAUCUCUGUGGAACAAGAGCAGGAGAAAGGGCAGCUUGCUCUCAAGUGUUUAACACCACCCCCUGACUGUGAUCUGUUGAACCUCGUCGACGAUGCCAUUGUGUUCCGGCCAGUUGACUUUGAGCCGUUUAGGAAGAUUGUCACAGAUUGCAUAUCGGCGAAAUUUGAGUCGGUGAUUGGCAGCAGCAGCUCAUUCAGAAUCGAUGAAGAUGCCAUUGACCGGAUGGCUGGCAGCGUCUGGCUCACCGACGAGAAGCUUGAGGACUGGGCCGAGAAAGUGCUUAUGCCCAGCAUUGAACGAUUGUGGCGCAACACGAAGCAUCACAAUGGCCGUGCUGUUGUCCGUCUUGCAUCAGUUGCUGACAAGGCAUUGCCAAGGUGGGGAGGGGACCGAGAAGGGUUACCAGCGACAGUACCGAUCGCUAUUGAUGGCAUGUAGAGAGGGAAUUGGGGGAAGUAAAUUCUUUUUAUGGUAGACAUGUAAAUAUUGGGGAUAACUCCCUUGUUAUAAGCUGGGGGAGGUUACUAUAUGAAGCACAUAGGGUGGAGGGAGAACCUCCUUUGACUACCAAAUAGGCAUGGAGAUUAUAGAUCUUAUAUCCAGAAAUAUGAUCUAUAGUUUUGAUAA
This is a messenger RNA of Phragmites australis (common reed), 3592 nucleotides long. RefSeq names its product protein SMAX1-like. Gene Ontology annotation, molecular function: ATP hydrolysis activity; ATP binding. The transcript is spliced from 3 exons. The record is from RefSeq and is a predicted model, not a curated record. The coding region runs from base 329 to 3403 and encodes 1024 amino acids. Lineage: Eukaryota; Viridiplantae; Streptophyta; Magnoliopsida; Poales; Poaceae.